UUGUAGUAUGUUAUCCCUGUCCCGCUCCUUCUCUGCCGCAAGUCGUAUAAUCAACAGACCCAUAAUGUCCCAGCCACAAGUCACCCCCCAAUGGGUACUCGGCCCCGGAAACACACCUUUCUACACCAAGACUUGGUCUCCCCCUACAGACCCGAAGGCCUACAUCUUGUUUGUGCACGGAUUUGCUGAGCAUAUCGAGCGAUAUACUCCCUUCUUCACCUCUCUCACCGCCACCUACCCCGUGCACAUUACCGCAUUUGACCAACGCGGGCACGGCCGGACUUCCCAGGACCCGCUCACCUCUGAGUCUCCAGAAGUGAAGAAAUGGAAGGAAGAGGGUAAGGAAGUGAAGCUCGAGAAGAAUGCAAAGAGAAGGACGGGGGGCUGGGGGCAGUGCUUUACGGACAUGGAGUGGUUCUUGAAGAAUGUGAUUGAAUCGGCAAACGGAAAGCCGGUGUUCCUAUGGGGCUUCAGUAUGGGCGGUGGACAAUCACUCGCCUUUCCCAUCCGCCCUUCGGGCCCACCGUCCCAGGACACUGUUUCAAAGCUCUCUGGUGUCAUCUCUGGUGGACCACUCAUCAGGCUUUCCAAUAAACCCCCGGCUAUCCAAGUGAAGGCUGGCACAUUUGCUGCCAACAUUGGACUGGGCAACUUUCUCAUUCCCACGCCCAUGGACUAUACGCACCUGUCGCAUAGCCCCGAGAUCAACGAGAAAGCCAAAAAUGAUCCCUUUUGCGAGCAAUCGGGCUCCAUACGUGGCGUAGCCGACUUUCUCCACGGCGGAGAAUGGCUCGACAGCUCGGAUGCGUGGGGUCGCUGGCCCGCCAAGCUCCCUUUACUUCUCUACCAUGGUGGGGAUGACAAGAUCUGUGACGUACAGGCCAGCAAGAGGUUUGUAGAGAAUGUCAAGGCCGAGAACAAGACUAUCAAGGUGUUUGAUGGAAUGUACCACGAAGUACACAACGAGGCCGAGCCUGUCCCAACCGAGCUCAUCCAGCUUGUUACCCGAUGGGUCGAUGGGAUUAUCGCUGCUCCUUCGAGUGCAGAAUCUGUUGCGCAGGUUCAGCCUGGACUGUCCAAGCUGUGAAGGGGUGUCUUGUGUAUCCAGACGUCGGGUAUCCCGGUAUACCUUGGAGGGCCGAAGGCCGAGGAACGAGCCACCAUCCGGCGGCUGACGAUGAUUGAGUCAGCCGGGCGAUAUGUUUUGUGUAUGCACUGUUAUGCACGUACUGUACGAGUGCAUACGAUCCGCCAAGCGAAAAUUAUUAGUCCCGAUUAUAUUGAUUCCAAGAUCCAAGACUGACAGGUGUCACCUCUUGACACAUUCUUGUCACCAGACGUCGGGAGAGCAGGAACAAGUAUUCUAUUACGGCAGAGCGGGAAAGCUACA
Cryptococcus amylolentus CBS 6039 is the source of this 1390-nucleotide messenger RNA. RefSeq lists its product as hypothetical. The coding region runs from base 8 to 1087 and encodes 359 amino acids. Gene Ontology annotation, molecular function: lipase activity. The transcript has 6 exons. Gene Ontology annotation, cellular component: membrane. The record is from RefSeq and is a predicted model, not a curated record. Lineage: Eukaryota; Fungi; Basidiomycota; Tremellomycetes; Tremellales; Cryptococcaceae.